GUGCUGCGGCGCCCGCUGGGUAGCCGCGCUGGCGGCCGUGGCUGUAGCGACCGCCGCCGCCCUGGCGGCGCUGGCCACCGAGGCCCGAGCUGAGGCCGUCGCGCCGGCCAGUAAGCACAGCCGACGCCGCCACGAGCGCUUCAACAGGUGGGUGCUGGAGGCGCUCGAGCACGGCGCAGGCGGGCUCCGCGCAUGGCGGCGCGGCCCGCGCGGCUGGCAGGAGGACGAGCUGGAUCUGCUAGGUACUGGGUACUGGGCGCACGAGGUCUGGAGCAUGGCCGACGGCUCGGACGGUUGGCAGGACUUCGAGCGGCAGACGGACUCGGAGGCGCUGCCCAGGCCGACGGCGGACGAGUGGCUGGGCGCCGCCAAGUCGCUCGCGAGGCGCUCGAGCCUGGGCGUCGACCGCGUCUCGCCCCGAGCUUUUGCCCAGGUGUCCGCGGCCGCGGCCGAGCUCCUCGCGGACAUCGGCAUGGCGGCCGAGGAGUGGGGCGGCUGGCCGCUGGCGGCGCGGGCGUCGCUCAUCGCGAUGCUACCCAAGCCCGCGCGCGGCUGGCGGCCCAUCGGGCUGCUCUCCAGCAUCCCGCGGCUCAGGCAGGCCGAG
Messenger RNA from Prorocentrum cordatum, 604 nucleotides. The record is from the annotation of a GenBank genome assembly. Lineage: Eukaryota; Dinophyceae; Prorocentrales; Prorocentraceae.